GUAGCGAGCAGAUCGGGAAGAGCUCUGUUCAGAACACGUGCGCGCGCGCGGCGUCGUCUUGGCUCUCGUUGCGUACGACCAAAACAAACUUUUGAGUAUUUUGAACGCUAAGUCCCACGGUCUUACGUCCUCCUAAGUGCCUUUCCACGAAGGUACACCAUCCACUUCACCCCUCGGUAAACCAUUAUAUCCUUAGGGGCGGUGCGCGAUAAAGAAUAUCUGAAAGCAAGAGACUGAGCAACAGCUGAUCCACCCACGUGCUCCUGCAGCACUAUUAAUUUCGGCGGUGCCCGUGUGGUGAUGCGAGGAGGCUCUGGGUAACCGAGCGAGUCGGCGCGCCAUGACCAACCUCAACCGCAUCCGGGUCGUGGUGCUGGGCAGCGCGAGAGUCGGCAAGUCCGCCGUCACGGUGCGCUACCUCACCAAGCGAUACAUCGGGGAGUACAGUUCCAACAGCGAUUUUCUGUACCGGCAUAAUGUGACUUUCGACAAUGUGACGACGGAAGUAGAAAUACUGGACACAUCCAAAUGUGCAACGUCGCAUUCUCACCGAAUCAUACAGGACAAGAAACAGGCGACGGGCUGCCUGUACGACCACAUCCGGUGGGGCGAGGCGUUCGUGGUGGUGUACAGCGUGUGCGACCGCGCCAGCUUCAACGACGCGCACGAACUGCUGGACAAGCUGGCCAAGCUGAAGCUGCCCUCCUACUUCACGACGCUGCUGCUCGGCAACAAGCGAGACCUCGACCACUCGCGUGAGAUCUGCGUGGACGCGGGCCAGGAGCUGUCGCUGCAGUACGGCUGCCAGUUCUACGAGGUGAGCGCCGCCGAGAACUUCGCGGGCGUCUCGCUGGCCUUCCAGUCGCUGCUGCGCGAGGCGCGCUCCGUGCAGCUGCUGCGAGCGCUGCCCAUCCGCCGCAAGCUCGGCGUCAACUCGGUCAGCAAGGUGCUCGGCAACAUCUUCGGCAAGAACAGCAACAAGGCCUCCGGCGACCGCAAGAAGAGGCCGUCGCUCUCCAUAUAGCUGGCCCGCCUGUGCCCCGGCAGCGGGGCCUGACGACGCCGUCGCCGUCGCGUCCGUUCCUACACACUGUGCGCCGAGGGGCCGCCGGGGUGUCCCACCACAGAGCACGCUGCGGCUGGGUGCCGCAUUCCUCGAGUACCUAGGAAGCUGUCCGUGGACAGAAUCUCUCGCGUGAGAACGACUAGAGGUUUCGAGGCUUCCCACAUGAACUGCAUCUCACAGGAAGUGCUUUGCAUCAGAUGCGAAGACGUGUGAUGCUUGUUAGAAGCUCCCCAUUCGAGACUGCCCUGUUUUAUAGGGCAUAUUUAUACACAGUAUUGACUAGAUUCGUUGACCUACGAUUUGGGUACGUGGCCUUACCGACGGUAGGUUGUGCACUGGAAUACCCCCCUCCAAACGCAGGGAUCAAAGUCGCUCCUAAAAGGACCCAACACACUUGCAUUAAUGUGCAACGGAAAUGAUCCAACAUUUGACAUGUUAAAGUCACUACCACUCAAGUUCCUUAAGGUCGAGAGCGAAGGUAUCGGUACAAAUACAAGAGGCAGCUGACAAGCGUUUCCCAAAAAUUUUGCUUCCAUCCCAGGGGACGCUGAAGAUUCUACGAGUCUCAUGACAGUACGAACAAAUUCAGUACUGGUUUAAAGAGGGUGUGUCCAACCUUUCAGCUUACCUGGGCCACAAUGGAAGAAGAGUAUUUUUGGGCCACAUGUAAUAUACUUAAAACUAACACGCUGGAAAGAGAGAGAGAGGGGGGGGGGGGAGGGAAAGAGAGAGACUGUCGAAGGUGUGGCAGGAAUUUUAAAUUGAAAAUAUUCAUUUUAUCGUAUCAGUUGGAUUUUUAUUGACUUUUUUUAAAACCGUUAGUGUGGUACACGCUCACUUUUUGGACCGCACUGAUGUUUGCUUAGUAUCGUACACGGCUCGCGGGCCGCAGGUUGGACAUCCUUGGUUUAAAGUUUGCUGACUGCUGUCAAACUGUGUUAGAGGAGAAAACUCAUAAUUCAUCCGUGCCAAAUUUUGUUGUUGCUACUAUGAGGACCAUCGGUAGUCUCUUGUAAUGGUAUAUAUUACUUCUCAGUCCGAAGCACAUCUUCUAGUCCAGAAAAAGAACCGCACGAAAAUGUCCUUGGGAUAUAAAUCGCGCAACCCACAUGGGUGUAAGCCAUUCGCAUGCAGAACUGCGCGUUUUACCAUGACAGACAUCUGAAUGGCCACCUGUUCAAAGUAUAACAGUGUAAGUUUCGUAGCGCGAAGAAAUGAAACCUCGAUAUAAUAGGACUAAAAAAUGCCCACAUUUCAAUGUCGUCAGUUAUUGGUGUACAUCCCUCUGUUUAAAAUAAUUACACUGCCUGUAUAACAAUCUUUCUCUAAUGGUCUCGUAGUGUUGCAGUUAUUCAGUCUACAAACUGCAGUUGCAGAAUUAUAGCAAAGUGGAACAGAACAAUAUGUACAAUGACUUCUGCACACCUAACGUCACACUAACAUGAACCGACUUUUGGCAAACAUACAGUAAUGUGCUUGUGCUUGGGUGCAGGAAGUUUGUUGUAUAGCAUAGAGUGAACUCUGAUGGUGAAAUUAUGAUCGUAAGCCUUACUUGUAGUUUCCGAUAUUAUAGUCACAAAAUAAAUAAUACUUCUAGAAUAUACAUUGCCGAAGAAGUACACAUCAGGAGGUUGGCAAUAUUUUGUUUUCUUCGGUGUGGUUUUGGUCCUAUUCCAUCGAUAGUUUGUUCCUUGUCGUUACCAAAGUUCCUCUCCUAAACAUCGAAUAGGUGAUCAUUCAAAUGCGUCUUGCUUUAAGAUACGCUGUUUUGCAUUUGAGUGAAUCAUACCACUGUUUUUUGGGUGAGACAUUUGUAUUAUAAGCUAAUUUUGAUGCGGUUCUGAACGUUUCAGGUCACGCACUUGUCUUGUUAAAUCAAGUAUCCCAUGUUCUUUAGUGACUGACCCUUAUAAACAGCAUAAAUGUUUUGUAGUUAAUGAAGUGGGGUCUAUUUAUUACCUGCAGCUGAGGUGUUUAUAUUCCGAACUGACAGCCGGCGAUAAACGUAGCCGAAAUAUUGUUUCCUGUAUUAGAUCUAGACGCACUUGAUGUGGAUCUUGUUUUACGGUGCGGUGCAAACAAAUACUCGAUGGCAUUUUACCCUGCCUUUGCGAACUACAUCUAAAAAAAAAUACAGUCCUGCUCAUUUCAAUGCACCGCAAUAGCAAACA
Schistocerca cancellata (South American locust) is the source of this 3237-nucleotide messenger RNA. RefSeq names its product ras-related and estrogen-regulated growth inhibitor-like. NCBI's taxonomy places the organism in Eukaryota, Metazoa, Arthropoda, Insecta, Orthoptera, Acrididae. The transcript is spliced from 7 exons. The coding region runs from base 341 to 1024 and encodes 227 amino acids. Gene Ontology annotation, molecular function: GTP binding; GTPase activity. The record is from RefSeq and is a predicted model, not a curated record.